This is a messenger RNA of Acanthoscelides obtectus, 2917 nucleotides long. The record is from the annotation of a GenBank genome assembly. Lineage: Eukaryota; Metazoa; Arthropoda; Insecta; Coleoptera; Chrysomelidae.
UAAACAAGUCUUUUCGUCGUCCCCACUGAUUGGCAUUCUCGCCAACACGUUAAGUACAACACCGUUGUAAUUUGCGAUGCCAAUCAGUACCGGUUACUUUGGGUUAAAGUAAUCGGUAAACGUGAUUACCGAUAAGUAACCGUAUUUGACAUCACUACUAAUAGCUAUUGCUGCACUAUUUUUGCUUUCCUGCGCGGCCUCGCGCAUCCAAUCAUUUUCAGUCCUCGCGUGCACCAGCUACCGACGAAGCGUUAUCAGUAAUACCGAGAACAUCCUAGGAGCGCCAUGAUCCGAGUUAUUUUCAUAUCCGCUGUGAUUGUGAACCUUUCAUGCCUAGCGCAAUGUUACAAAAUCCUCACCGUCUUCCCCAUGGCUGCUCCCAGUCACUAUAUCCUGGGGGAGGCCAUCGCCAGAGGGCUGGCCGAAGCCGGGCAUGACGUCACUAUGGUCAGCCCGUUUGAGAUGAAGAAUCCGCCGAAGAACGGAAAAUUUAGGGACAUUCUGCUGACUGGGUUUAUCGAAGAACAUAAGAAUCACACCGUGAUGAACUUAUUCCAAAUGGAACAUAUGAACAUGAUCACGCACAAUCUGGCACUGAACUUUUUGGGAAGCACAAGUACGAGAAAAACCCUGGAUCAUCCCAAUUUACAAAAAUUAAUAAAUUCCGGUGAGAAAUUUGACGCCGUGAUCAUAGAGCAAUUUCUUAACGAAGGACUCAAACCACUUGCCGAACAUUUUAACGCGCAUUUGAUCCUUUUCAGCACGAUUGGGCCAAAUAUAUGGGUGGAUGGCUUUGUUGGAAACCCUUCUCCACCAUCUUACAUCCCUGACUGGACCGUAGCCUAUCCCAUCCCAAUGAACCUGUACCAAAGAGCCUGGAAUCUCAUAAUAAAAACAGUAUCAUAUGCAAAUCUGCAUUUGUUGUUCUACCCGGACCAAAAAAGGAUUGCCGAAGAGUUCCUACCAAAGGGAUUGAACUUUAAUAACGCAUUGUACAAUGUGUCACUGGUGCUGUGUAAUUCACAUGAAAGUACGAAUCAAGCUGUACCAAUGGUGCCAAAUAUGGUACAAAUCGGAGGGUUCCACAUCAAGACUCCCAAAAAAUUGCCACAGGAGUUCCAGGAUUUCAUGGAUAGUGCCAAGGAAGGUGUAGUAUACUUCAGUUUAGGGUCAAACAUAGUACCGUCGAUGAUGGGAGAGGAAAAGAAGACGGCUAUUCUGAAAGCAUUUGGGAAACUGAAGCAAAAGGUUCUGUGGAAGUGGAACGAGGACACAAUUCACGGUAAACCAGAUAACGUGAAACUGGCGAAGUGGUUCCCUCAGCAAGACUUGCUAGCGCACCCCAACAUGAAACUAUUUGUAACCCACGGAGGCCUCCUCAGUACCUUAGAAACUAUCUAUCACGGAAUACCUGUUUUGUCUCUCCCAGUUUUUGCAGACCAAAGGAUGAAUGCUGCCAGAGCGCAGGAAGCCGGUUAUGGAUUAUUUAUGCCUUUUUCGGAAAUAACCGAGCAAAGGCUGGAUGAAGCACUGAAAAAACUGCUCAAUGACCCUAAAUAUAGAGAAAAUGCUGAAAGGAGAUCCAGUUAUUUCCGUGAUAGGCCAAUAAAGCCAAUGGAUUUGGCCACUUACUGGGUGGAAUACGUGAUUCGUCAUAAAGGCGCAGAGCAUCUCAGAAUUGCAGGCACAAAACUCCCUUGGUAUCAGUAUUAUAGUGUAGACUCUAUCGCACUUAUAUUGUUAGUUUUAAUAUCCCCUUAUUUCUUGCUUAAAUUCGUGUUGAGUCUGAGAAAAAAGACCACUAAAUCUAAAAAAGAAUGAGUAGUUUCAACUUUUAUAGAUAUCACCUAAAGUGGAAAUGUGAUAUAAAAGUCCAGCAGUUUUUGUUUAGCUUGUUGACUUAAAUGUGCUAGAUAUAAGUUCCUUAAGUAUCGGAGAUAUACAGGGUGUCUCAUAAUGGAUUUAAGGUUUUAAAGCAAUAAAACGAAUAUUCAAAUCAUUGUAGAACAACUUUAAUAAACCUGCUGGAUAGAUUAAACAUGCGGAUUUAUUGUUCAAACAAAACAUCAUUAACAUCAUUUAAAUGCUGGCAGUCUUCUUUGUAGCAGGCUGCUGUUAACUGUACGUCCCUAUUAUGCCCAAGGGGCACAUGGCACACCAUAGAGUCACUUUUUUGGAGUUUAAUUGAAAAAGUCGAAUUUUGUAGGAUGAAACUGUAAGUCCUUCCGCAAUAUUCGUUGAACAGUAGCGCGCGUCAAUUGCAAUGCUUGCGCAUGUUUACGAGCCGACCGCCUGGGAUGGCGAUUUACAGCGCGCCGUACCCUAUCAAUAUUGUCUGGCGUCCUUGUGGUUCUAGAUAUACCAGCUGGUUUUUGAUUCUUGACAGAAGCUGUUGCUCGGAAUCUUUUCACACAACUGUUGACUAAAGCUGCUGCCGGCGGUGCAUCGUCUAAUUGUCUGAUAUUGAAAAGUGCACAAAAACGUCGACGCGCCACGGUAUAAGAAUCGUUCGACUUAAAGAACGAUUCAAGCAAAGACGCUCGUUACUCUGCUGGAAACGGCGCCAUGGUAACUGAAAUCCGCAUGUUCGCGCUGCCUACCUACACCACUACCGCCCUCCUUAAUUAUGAGACACCCUGUAUUAUUAUCCAGUAAACAACAUGAUCAAACUUUAUCAAUCACUAAUGAAUUUACAAAAAUAUAAUAAGUUUUUACUUAUUUACGAGCUGUGUGCGGACUAGAGUACAAACUACCGGAGACACAACUACUACCAAAUAUUUUAAAAUAUGUUGAAUUACUUAUUCAUUCUGAUGGAUGAUAGUGCCUUGAUUAUUUCAUGUAGUUGCGGUGUCUUUUAUUAUAGUUGAUUUUACAUUUGUGUUUUACUUCUUCAGAAAAUUACACAUUCUUAAAACUA